Molecule: messenger RNA, 1959 nt
Organism: Aspergillus mulundensis
Lineage: Eukaryota; Fungi; Ascomycota; Eurotiomycetes; Eurotiales; Aspergillaceae
Exons: 4
Coding region: 1-1959 (652 amino acids)
Biological process (GO): regulation of DNA-templated transcription; DNA-templated transcription
Cellular component (GO): nucleus
Molecular function (GO): DNA binding; DNA-binding transcription factor activity, RNA polymerase II-specific; zinc ion binding
Source: RefSeq, a predicted model, not a curated record
AUGGCGACUACUCGUCGCAACGGGCAGCUUCCAUCGUGCGAGCCGUGCCGCAAGGCCAAAUUGCGAUGCGACCACCAAAGCCCUGCCUGUGGACGGUGCCUCAGUAAUGGCCGCUCCGAACGUUGCUACUACCAUCCUGCUCCACUAACGCAGCCCCGCGCGCGACCAUUGAGGCUUGCGGGUACGUCGCGAAGACCUCGGCGGCAACGGCACCCUGGCAACCAAUUGGUAUUUCGUCUGGAUCCGAGAAUAUCCAGUACGCCUAUCGAGGAGAGGAAAGUCUUAUGCGACCAGGCUGAACAGGAGAAGCGGACUCUGCGGCCAGGUUUCCUUGGGUUGGUCUCUCCCCAGGACAUAUUUAGCGAGUAUGAGGGUACUCUGCCUGGUAAAGAAGCAGAAUGCUUCACAGCACAGAUGCCACCAACCGCCGCGUCUCGAGAUCAGAUUUUGCUGGGAGCGCAGAUCCUGUCCCAUCUGCAGAACAUUCGCUGGUUUCAGGAGGUCAUUGACUUAAAGAAUAGGACUUCCCCUGGAUGGUUUCUGGGGCCGCCUUUGACCUGGGCGUUGUGCAAAUCCAUGGAGAAGAUGUAUGAUGCUGCCGUUUGUGGUUCGGACGAUACGCAUACAUCGUUAAUUGGUUUGUCCCGCCAAAUCUUUAGCAAUACAUCAGGCGACAUUCGGUCACAUGCGGCAAUGGGCAUGGACGAUUAUUUUGACUUGAUUGCGGCGAGAUGGGAGACCGUCGGAUUGGUCUUUGCUCUGCUAGGAACAGCAUUGUUCCACACUGACGAUGAUGACCCGAUCUUCACCCACCGGAAUCUGGGAAAUCUUGCAAAAGAUCAGCUGAGAAAUUACAGGGUCUGGCAGACGCUCGGGGAUUUGUCGACCAUCAUCUAUGGAUUCGGCUUGCACCAGUUUGACCAAGAACUUGAAGAUAACUUUCCGUUCUUUUUGCUGGAGAUACGCAAACGGGUCAUGGUGUGUGCGUACGCAAUCGACAAGGAAUUGGCAACCUCGUUGGGGCGACCCCCUCGCAUUUGCUCUCGAUACUGUCACCUCCCAAUGCCACUCGAUCUUACUUACGACGAGAUAGUUGCCCAGCCAAACAAAGAUGUGGCAAUGCUCACGCUUGACGCGGACGGUUGGAACAGCGAAGGGAAUUUGACUGUCGGUGUGAGGCUUCGCGUUGCCUUGUUGACCAGCUUGUUGCGAGAGAGCAUACUGGAAUUGUCAUUGAGCCCGGAGACUCAACAUAUUCAGGACAGAGUUGAAAAGUUGAUAAACCAAUCUCGCUGUACGCAACAAGGCCUCCCUCCAUUCCUGCGUUGGUCUUCAGAGGAGGCUGCAGCCCAAAGCCCAACACAUGAUGAAGCUCGCGCAUUUGCACAUAUCGAAUUUACGUAUCAAGAAUUCUUGCUGCGUCGAAUAUUGCUCAAGCGCCUCGGCACCAUGGAUCAAGGCCUCAUUGAGAGCUCCCUUGAAAUAAUCACCACUCUCCUAGCCACAAUCGCCAUGCACACCCUGUCUGGGAAAAGAAUGAUCAACAUGUCCUGGGAUUUGUGCUACAUGGGCCUACCCGCCGCAGGUAUCCUGACCUCGCAACUGCUUUCUGAACGCCAUUUAGAAGCACUGUCUCCAAUGCCAGCGCUGUCCUUGCCAGCCAACUUCCGCUCCCUCGCCAUUCAGAAGCUCAGUGUUUUUGUCUCGCAUUUGAGCUCCCUGGUACAGCCGCAUGAGGGCAACUUCGAUAUUGCUCAAAACGGAGCCAAAUUCAUUCGUCGGGUGCUGGAUCAGGCACUUACUCCUGAUGUGGGACAGAGUGUUCCGUGGUCCGCCGAUGCACGCACUGGCCCAUCUGAACCCUGGUUUGAUGAUAGUGAUAUGCCGGAUGAUUUCGAUUUUAUGGCAUGGUGUGAUGAUAUCCACUGGCCGCAGGACUCACUGUUGAGCUUCGCCUGA